AUGGGUCCAACAUAUCAGCAAGCAGGGCGUACAGCUCACCGCGCUGGGCCGAGCAGCAGCUCAAGUCAAGGGUUCGAUCAAGCACAAGCACUCCGCACCCAAAUUCAGCUAGAAAUUGAACAGAAAGCCAAAGUCUGUGCAAACACACAGUACGAAUGUACGCUGCCACGGGUGGAUUCGUACGUGUACUGCUUCCGGCACAUCCUACAGGAUCCGAAUGCACCGUACAAACAGUGUGAAUAUGAAUUCCCGAACGGUCGCCGUUGUCUGGAACCGUCCCCAAUGUACGACGUAAAGAAAGACUAUGGUUCCAACUAUUGCUUCGAGCACAGCCGCCAAACACAGCUGAAAAAGACGAAAUCCACCAUCGGAAAGCUGGUACCGGUGGAAACAACGGAAACGUUGCUGCACGGUUUGGCACACCACGUGAAGGUGGACAAAGUUAAGCAGCAUUACAUGGGCAGUAGCACACCGCUAAAGAUAACCGUGCACGAAGAUGAUGAUGAUACGGAUGUGGACGUCGUAACACCAUCGGUCGAUCCUUUCGUCGAUGUCGAUGUUACUGCGAUUAACGAUACUGGUCGCACCGUACUGGAUUAUGCUUCCGAUUCGAGCGAUGACGAUGAGCUGAUGCUUCAUCCAACGUACGGAUCCUCCUGGAAAGCACACGAGAUGGACAAUUCCGACAAUGAAAGUGUCGAUUCGCAGGGUGAUGAUCCGCUGAAGCACGCCGGAAUCUAUACCGCCGAAGAGGUGACGCGCAUUACGAAGGAGAAGUUGUACCGUUUGCAGACGCUGUACAUCGAACAGAUUCAUCGUCUGCAGCACGUGCUCCGCGAACGGCGUCGGACCUAUCUGAAGGAUGUUCGUGCGGAACGUGACGUUCACUGUAGUAUCUUCGAUCAGGUCAAGCAAACGCCUCGCGAACGAUUGCUGUACCAAAAGCUGAAGGGUUUAAAUCGAUACCACCGUAAGCACGGUGUGGAAGCGAUCCUCCAGCGUAAAUAUUUGGAAAAGCGCGCCAAAGCAACGGAAGGCUUACAGCAGAAACCUCCAUCACUGCCCAAGUGUUCGUACACGGAGGGUGGCGUAAAGUGUGGUGAGCGGACGCUGCCAUGCUGCAAACACUGCCGAAAACACAUCCUCGAGGACAAGAAGCAGGUGCUGUUCCGGGCGUGUGGCAUCGAGAAGAGUGGUGUCGUUUGUCAGGAACCGUUGGCCGGAUUGUUCGAGAAUGUGACCUGUCCGCUGCACAUGGAGCUACCGGCACAGCGUUCAUUUAACAAGCGCAAGUAUGAAUCCGAAUCGGAGGGCGAAUGCGAAACCAGUGCCAUGGAAGUGACCAAUACGGCGGUGGUAGGUGGUGGUGGUGUUGAGAAAGCUUCCAGCAGCAGCGUUGAAACGCUAGAGGAUAAGAAGGGUGUAAAUAUGGAUGCGAACGCAUCCAGUUCCGAGGUGGACAUAAAAACGCCUGUAAAGACCGAAAAUAAACGUAAGAUUAUCAAAACGGAACCUGUAACACCGGUUGCACGGGUCCGUAAUACACGCUCGUCCCGGGCUGCUAUGGCUAAGCUGGAAGAUCAGGAAACGGAGAGCAGCAAGCCAGCUGGUAAUCAGGACAUGAAACAGGAACCGACUGUCACGGUAAUCGAACACGUGUCUGCCACUGCUACAAUCACCGCGUCCCAGAUGAACGAUCCUUCUUUCGAUUUGGAAGAUAAUGUACUGCCGGUUAAUGUUAUUAUUAGGAAUAAUCCAAAACCGACCGAAGCCGCUGUCGAAACGGCUAAAACCGACGAUACGGAUAAGGGUGAUGGAGAGAAGGUUAGCGAGGAAAAACCGGAUGAAAAAGCACAAGAAACUAGCGUUCUGCCAGCUGAGAAUGUUGCUAAAGAAGACAGUAAAAAGGAGGAGUCAAAGAUUGAAGAAGAAGAAGAAGAAGCAGGGACCAUUGUUUCAAACGAAGAAUCGCAACAAAGUGAGGCCAAUACGGUGGAUGAGGAAGUGAUUGUAGAAACAGCCGCGCCCGUUGAAGUUCCCGAGUCUGGAUCACAACAGGAAAAGGUCGGUGAUCAGGAAGAACCAACACAAACACCGAAGGGAACAACAACAACACCAACAACGCGACAAAGAAAACUAAAGGAUACUCCAGAUAGAAAAGAAAUGUAG
This is a messenger RNA of Anopheles maculipalpis, 2169 nucleotides long. RefSeq names its product KAT8 regulatory NSL complex subunit 2 (gene dgt1). NCBI's taxonomy places the organism in Eukaryota, Metazoa, Arthropoda, Insecta, Diptera, Culicidae. The record is from RefSeq and is a predicted model, not a curated record. The transcript has 2 exons. Gene Ontology annotation, cellular component: NSL complex. The coding region runs from base 1 to 2169 and encodes 722 amino acids.